AUGAAUGGAAUUGAUCCCCAAGACCAAAUAUUAGCAUGUUUUCCAGUAAUGAGGAAAUACAUGAAAGGAUAUAAAAAAAUUUUUUUUUAUCCGUUCGAUAUUGGUCUUUUUAACUCUUACAUUUUAUGGAAAAAAAUAAAUAACGGGAAGAAACAAUGUUACGUCGACUAUAGGAUCAACAUAGCCGAAUCUCUACUGAAUAAUAUGCCAAAACCGAAUUAUAGAGAACGAGGCGAAUUAUCUUCCGGAGAUGCGCCAGAGAGACUGCACGCGAAGCAUUGGGCUCAUUUUCCAAAGCACAUUGAUCCAACAGCAUCAAAAUUAAAACCUUCAAAACCUUGUAGAGUUUGCCAAAAAAAUACAAAACGUAGAGAAACAACGUGGGAGUGUGAGAAGUGCAAAGUUCCUUUACAUCUACCAGAAUGCUUCGAAUUAUAUCACACCAUUGCAGAUUAUUAA
Molecule: messenger RNA, 459 nt
Organism: Osmia bicornis bicornis
Lineage: Eukaryota; Metazoa; Arthropoda; Insecta; Hymenoptera; Megachilidae
Product: piggyBac transposable element-derived protein 4-like
Exons: 1
Coding region: 1-459 (152 amino acids)
Source: RefSeq, a predicted model, not a curated record